CCUCGCAAGGCUGGCCAGAGACGCGAGAAGACGUCGUACAGUGCAAAACCCACCGGGCAUUAAUCAUCGUGCGGAAAACUAGACCCGGCUGCUGUAGGGCCCAAGUGCCAGGAUGAAUGCCUCCGAUCAUGGGUUCAAUCCAGCGUUUAACAUGGCCACCAUACGACAAGCCAUCAACGAAACGAUAGAACGAGUACGGAUCCCAACGCCAACCCGCCUGCGAGAUCUUAUCCGACAGAUCCGUGCCGCCCGGACGGCGGCCGAAGAGCGUGCCGUGGUGAACCGCGAGUGCGCCUACAUCCGUAGCACAUUCCGGGAGGAGGAUUCGGUGUGGCGAUGUCGCAACAUUGCCAAGCUGCUGUACAUACACAUGCUCGGCUAUCCGGCUCAUUUCGGGCAGCUCGAGUGCCUCAAGCUGACGGCCAGCCCGCGCUUCACCGACAAGCGUAUCGGCUAUCUCGGUGCGAUGCUGCUGCUGGACGAACGACAGGACGUACAUCUGCUGAUUACCAACUGUCUCAAGAAUGACCUCAACAGUCCGACACAGUUCGUCGUGGGGCUGGCACUCUGUACGCUCGGUGCGAUCGCUUCGCCGGAAAUGGCCCGAGACUUGGCGGGCGAGGUGGAAAAGCUAAUGCGCUCGCCGAACGCAUACAUCCGGAAAAAGGCUGCCCUGUGUGCGUUCCGGAUCAUCAAGCGGGUGCCGGAGCUGAUGGAAAUAUUCCUUCCGGCCACACGGUCGUUGCUGAACGAGAAAAAUCACGGUAUUCUCAUCGCGGGCGUUACCCUCAUCACGGAGAUGUGCGAAAAAAGUUCCGAUACCUUGAACCACUUCAAAAAGAUUGUGCCAAAUCUGGUACGAAUCCUGAAAAAUCUGAUCCUGGCCGGAUACUCACCGGAGCAUGACGUGAGCGGCGUUAGUGAUCCAUUCCUGCAGGUAAAAAUUCUUCGUUUGUUAAGAAUUCUUGGUCACAACGAUCCGGAUGCAUCGGAGGCAAUGAACGAUAUCCUGGCACAGGUGGCAACAAACACGGAGACGAGUAAAAACGUUGGCAACACCAUCCUUUACGAGACGGUGCUUUCCAUUAUGGAUAUCAAAUCCGAAGGUGGCCUUCGUGUGCUGGCCGUCAACAUUCUCGGCCGGUUCUUGCUAAACAGCGACAAAAACAUCCGUUACGUUGCACUCAACACACUUCUGCGGACAGUUCAUGCUGAUAUCUCGGCCGUCCAGCGCCACCGUAGCACGAUACUGGAGUGUCUCAAGGAUCCGGACGUUUCGAUUAGGAGGCGCGCGAUGGAACUAUCGUUUGCACUAAUCAAUUCACAGAACAUACGGGCAAUGUCGAAGGAGUUGCUCGUGUUCCUAGAGAAAGCGGAUCCAGAGUUUAAGGCACAGUGCAGCAGCCGUAUGGUGCAUGUGGCGGAACGGUAUGCAACCUCGAUUCGCUGGCGGUUGGAUACGCUACUAAGCGUACUGAUAGCGGCUGGUAACUACGUGCGGGAUGAUGUGGUAUCGUCAACGAUCCACCUAAUUCUCAACAGUCCACCAGAAGAGCAAGCAUACAUCGGACUGCGACUAUGGAGCUCGGUACAUAAUGUGGCCAACUCGGAAGAGAAACAACCACUGCUACAGGUGGCUGUAUGGACGAUCGGAGAGUACGGCGAUCUGUUGCUCAGCUCUGAACGAAUCGAAGAUGUUGAAAUUCCUGCAGAACAUCAGCUGGUCGACAUCUAUCAGCGGUUGCUCUGGUCUACCUCGGUUUCGACGACGACGAAACAGUACGCGCUGGUAUCGCUGGCGAAGCUCAGCACUCGUAUCCGAUCGAAGGAAGAGGAAACGCGUGUGAAACAAAUGAUUGAAGCGUUCGGAUCCCAUCUGAACAUCGAUCUGCAGCAGCGAGGCGUCGAAUUUGCUCAGCUUUUCCGCGAUUACAGCCAUCUACGACCGGCAUUGCUGGAAAAAAUGCCCAAAAUCCAGAAAACGCUUCCAAACGGUACCGAUGUGGACGGUGGGGGUGCAUUUGACGAUCAGCAGCAGCCCAGUAUCGAUCUCAUCGAGGGUGGUGAUGAUGGUGAUUCAUCGCUGAUGAUUAACACGUCCGGCGGCAGUAUGGUUGGAAAGAUUGGAUCGGAUUCGCGAGCACUACUUGAUCUACUCGGCGGUGGAGACGAUCCGAUCGAUGGGCUUGGACUAGUCCCAACUGCUGAUGUGCUGAUUUCUGGCAGCACAACCACCACCAAUGGUAAACCGGUUGUGCCUACUACCACUACCGGCAACAAUCAAGAUCUGCUAGAUCUGCUCGGUAGUCUCGAUAUGCCGGCAAGCACACCACCGGCCGCUGUAAAUUCGUCGCUUGGUGCAACCACUCCGCUCGGCGGUAUCGGUCUCGAUCUGAACAGUCUGAAUGACAAUAGCAUUAAAAAUGGUACCAGCGGACCACCACCACCACCACCGAACCUGUUGGCAAACUCUUCCUCCUUCGGUGGGCUCGAUAAUCUGCUAAAUUCCAAUCUCUCACCGACAAUGCCACCAGUUCUGCCCGGUUUGGGAUCCCCGUUGGCCGGGCUAGGUAGCCUUACCAGUCCUACGUCGCCUACCGCGCUUGUUAGCAACAGCACCACAAAUGGCAGUCUGUUCAGUGACUUCUCGGCAGCCGUGAUUAACAAUAAUGAUGAACAUGCCAAGCUACUGACGGCGCUGGAUAAGAAUGGAAUCCUUGUACAGCUGUCCGCGAAGCAUACUGGCGGUGCAUUACAGAUCCUCAUGACGGCGACCAACAAUUCACUCACCACCCUCGAACAGUAUCUAUUCCAGGCGGCCGUACCGAGAAGUUUCUCUUUGCAGAUGCUUUCCCCAUCAGGUUCCACGUUACCGCCCGGUGGAACGAUAACGCAAGAAAUGCGCGUUACAAGCACAGCUAAGGCUACGCUUCGGAUGCGCCUACGAAUAUCGUACCAAUCGGACGGCAAUCCGGUACAGGAGCAAACCGAAGUAUCCGGCUUUCCGGAGGAGCCUACCGAAUGAGACCUAAAUGCGAACCGGCCGACGGCAUCCUUCAA
Molecule: messenger RNA, 3060 nt
Organism: Anopheles maculipalpis
Lineage: Eukaryota; Metazoa; Arthropoda; Insecta; Diptera; Culicidae
Gene: AP-1gamma
Product: AP-1 complex subunit gamma-1
Exons: 15
Coding region: 113-3025 (970 amino acids)
Biological process (GO): intracellular protein transport; Golgi to vacuole transport; receptor-mediated endocytosis
Cellular component (GO): membrane coat; AP-1 adaptor complex; Golgi apparatus
Molecular function (GO): clathrin-cargo adaptor activity
Source: RefSeq, a predicted model, not a curated record